This is a messenger RNA of Serendipita indica DSM 11827, 1215 nucleotides long. The record is from the annotation of a GenBank genome assembly. Lineage: Eukaryota; Fungi; Basidiomycota; Agaricomycetes; Sebacinales; Serendipitaceae.
AUGGACGGCCAAGGCGAGCAAGAAACAUCCUACAAGCUUGUACAAAUUGCAGUUCUCGAGGGUCACUCGGAUCGCGUUUGGUGUGCGGCCUGGAACCCCGUCCAGCAACUGAUAGCAAGCUGUUCCGCAGACAAAUCAGUCAGGAUGUGGUCAUAUCUACGUAAAAAGCCAGAAGAGGAUCAAGAAUCAGAAGACAAUACGCGUCUAGAGUUUCAGCCAGCAACAGAAAUCGCGACGGGACAUCGCAAGACGGUCCGCUCGAUCGCGUGGGCUCCUUCAGGGAAAACACUAGCAUCAGCAUCGUUUGAUUCGUCCAUCAGCAUCUGGGAACGCACACCAGGUGAUGAGGAGCAAGGCGAGACCUUGGGCGAGUGGGAAUGUAUAAGCACGCUCGAGGGUCACGAUAGCGAGUGUAAGAGUGUCGCAUACUCGAGUGACGGAAACUUGAUCGCGUCUUGCUCCCGCGACAAGAGCGUCUGGAUUUGGGAAGGUGAGGUCACCGCUUACUUCCUCCCAUUCUUCUUUUCUGAUCGUGUCCACGAAAGGAUAGUCCAACCAGACUCGGAUUUCGAAUGCCUAAGCGUGCUCAUGCACCACACCCAAGACGUAAAAUGCGUGGCGUGGCACCCUACAGAAGAGCUGCUUGCAUCUGCCUCGUAUGAUGACAACAUCCUCCUCUAUGUGGAUGAUCCUUCCGACGACUGGUUUCCGUUUACUACUCUUUCGGGUCACACAUCUACAGUCUGGUCGCUCGCCUUCUCACCGUGUGGAUUGCUACUCGCAUCCUGCUCAGACGAUCGAACCAUACGGAUAUGGCAGCGAUACCCUAAGCUACCCGUCGUUGGUCCCAAUCAAGUUGUUCGCAUUGGCGCAGGGAGUAGUACAGCAGCAGAAGGGCAGUGGAAGAUUGCAUUGGUGAUACCGGAUGCGCACGAAAGAAGUAUCUACUCUGUCUCUUGGACCAAAUCGCCAGUAGCACAAGACGACAAUGACAGGGGGUGGCUCGCGAGUGCUGGUGGUGAUGGACGAAUCAAGAUUUGGCGUAUAGAUGUCGACGCUGAAAAAACCGUAUCCCACACAUUCAUGGCAGAGAUGACAGACUCUCACGGCGUAUCAGACGUAAAUUGCGUCACUUGGUCUCCAUUAGAGCCCGGGUUGUUAGCUAGUACAGGUGACGAUUGUGCCACACGAAUCUGGAGAGUAAGCACCGCAUAG